UCACAAGUCACCUAUAUAAACGUCACAAGCAUCAAUCUGUCUUGCUACCACGCUAGCCAAAAAUCGAUUGAAAAAAGGUACCCCAAGAACCCAAAGUCACAAGACACUUUAGGCACUUCAUUCAGCUUCAAGAAAGCGGAGCAAUGGAGAUGGUGCCAUGGCUUCUCGGCUUCCUCGGCAGGUACCCGGAGCUCAUGGUGUCCCUCGCUUGCUUCCUCCUGCUGUUUCGUAGGCUGAACCAGCGGGACGGGCUGCCGACGAACUGGCCGGUGGUUGGCGCGCUCCCGGCGAUCACCGUCAAUGCCGGGCGCAUGCACGAGUGGGUGACGGAGUUCCUGCGCGCCGCGGGGCUGUCGUACGUCAUGAAGGGCCCGUGGGGAUCGCCGGUGGACGUGAUCAUGACGGCCGACCCGGCCAACGUGGCGCACGUGUUCACGUCCAACUUCGGCAACUACCCCAAGGGCCAGGAGUUCGCCGCGCUGUUCGACGUGCUCGGCGACGGCAUCUUCAACGCCGACGGCGAGUCGUGGGCGUUCCAGAGGCGCAAGGCGCACGCGCUGCUGUCGGACGCGCGGUUCCGCGCGGGGGUCGCCGCCAGCACCGCGCGCAAGCUCCGCGACGCUCUCGUGCCGCUCCUCGACGGCAUCGCCGCGUCGGGCGCGGUGGUGGACCUGCAGGACGUGUUCGUGCGCCUCACCUUCGAUCUCACCGCCAUGUUCGUGUUCGGCAUCGACCCCGGCUGCCUCGCCCCUGACUUCCCCUACGUCCCGUUCGCCGCCGCCAUGGACACCGUCGAGGAGGUCCUGUUCUACCGGCACGUCGCGCCCGUGCCGUGGCUGAUGCUCCAGAAGUACCUCAGGACUGGGCACAGCAAGAAGAUGUGGAACGCUCGACGGGUGCUCGACGCGUCCAUCGCCGAGUUCAUCUCGCUCCGGCGAGAGCGCGCCGCCGAGGCCGAGGCCGAGGCCGACCUGCUCACGUCGUACCUGGCGUGCCACGACGAGAUAGGCAAGUCCGGCGCCGAGCUCGAGCGGUUCUUGCGCGACACCACGCUUAACCUCAUGGUCGCCGGCCGGGACACGACGAGCUCGGCCUUGACGUGGUUCUUCUGGCUUCUGACCAAGCACCCGGACGUGGAGGCCAAGGUCCUCGAGGAGCUCCGCGCGCACCCGCCGUUGUCCGGCGCGGGAGGCCAUCGCACCGCGGCUGAGCUGAAGCAGCUGGUGUACCUGCACGCGGCGCUGUCGGAGUCGCUCCGGCUGUACCCGCCGGUGCCGUUCGAGCACAAGGCGGCGGCUCGGACGGACACGCUGCCGAGCGGCGCGCGCGUGGGGCCCUCCCGGCGUGUGAUCGUGUCGUUCUACUCGAUGGGGCGCAUGGAGGCGGUGUGGGGCAAGGACUGCUCGGAGUUCCGGCCGGAGAGGUGGCUGACCGCGGCGGGGCGGUUCCGGCACGAGCCGUCGUACAAGUUCGUGGCGUUCAACGUGGGGCCCCGGACGUGCCUCGGCAGGGACCUGGCGUACUCCCAGAUGAAGGCCGUGGUCGCCGCCGUGCUGCCGCGGUUCAGGGUGGAGGUGGACGCCGGCGCCGUGGUGCGGCCCAAGUUGUCCAUCAUACUCCACAUGAAGGACGGCCUCAAGGUGAGGGUGCACAAGAGAGAAGAAGAUGGCCUAUGUUAAGUGCAAUACUGCACUAAUCUUUGUUGCUAAUAAUAAUGUUGGUCGACUUGUACGUCGUCGUGUCAACUAUUCUCAAAACUCAAAAGCAUGCAUGAUAGUACGUGUAGAGUGCACAUUUGCAUUGCAGAUGUGUUGCAUGUGUGCCUCGAUCACAAGCUACGUGAUUGCUCCACCGAAUGCAUCGAGGCCCACCGUGUCCA
Molecule: messenger RNA, 1879 nt
Organism: Zea mays
Lineage: Eukaryota; Viridiplantae; Streptophyta; Magnoliopsida; Poales; Poaceae
Product: putative cytochrome P450 superfamily protein
Exons: 1
Coding region: 144-1679 (511 amino acids)
Molecular function (GO): oxidoreductase activity, acting on paired donors, with incorporation or reduction of molecular oxygen; monooxygenase activity; iron ion binding
Source: RefSeq, a predicted model, not a curated record